Molecule: messenger RNA, 1168 nt
Organism: Zingiber officinale
Lineage: Eukaryota; Viridiplantae; Streptophyta; Magnoliopsida; Zingiberales; Zingiberaceae
Exons: 3
Coding region: 430-804 (124 amino acids)
Source: RefSeq, a predicted model, not a curated record
AUCUCUAAUGUAAGGGAAAUAGAAGAAGCGGAGCUGGGAAGAGGAGCAUGGUUGCGAUCUCUCUCUCUACCGCCACAACCUCCACCGGGUUUCUAAUGCGCCGCGACGAUGGCGGAUGCUGCCGCAGACCUUCCCCUUUUGCAAGUUCAAGCUUCUUACCCGAAAGCGAGCCGAGGCUGUCUCUCUCCUCGCGACCGCGAACCCUAAUUUCAGUAACUAGGAAACCUUGAAGCCGGAAGACAAAGGCGUAGGAGGAGGAGGAGGAGGAGAAAGAUAUAAUCUUGGCACUUCUACACGGUGGGGUUGGCUUCCGAUCGAUCCGCAACCUUUGAAUUUCCAGCCGGAUGACAAAAAUAGCACACUGCGGAAGAUCGUCCGCUUCUGGAAUCGAACGUUGGUGCUUCUACUUCCGUUGGUUCUUCUACCUCAAUGGAGGAGGAUGUUCGUGAUUCGAGGCCUGGCGAGGCUGGCAAAAUCUACGGACAUUUGGAGGUGAGAAGCUGCCCAAUGCAGGCAGUCAUUGAGAUCGACCGAAAAGAAACUCACAAGGGCAAUGCUCUGGAUUGCAAGGGAAGGGAGGUGAUGCUUAAAUGUGAGGAGAAAGGCUCACAGAAGGAGGCAAUAUGGCAGUUCUAUCAGUUAAUCUGGAAUCUUUUCAAUGCCGAAUGCAUUAUCUUCCCAAUCUAUGUUUCACUUCUAGUUCUUGGAAUUCCUGUCAAGAGGAGUUGUGGAGAUCAUGCACAAAUAGGGUCUCAUUGUAUCAUCUCAAGUUCUAAACCAGUGCAAUAUUACACAGUUGGUUGAUUUAAGAAAUACUUCUGCAUUCUGACCUCAGUCAGUCCCAGCAGUUAAAAUAAAAAUUGGGACUCGUUCGACCCUCAAGGAUUUUAAAACCCUGAUUGUCGAUACUCGGUGACAAUGUUUGAGAAAACUUGGAGAAAGCAAACUCUGUAAUGAAAAAGUUGUGUUACCAUAUCGUUUAAUUUGGUGAUUCCUAAUCGGAUUGGUUGGAACACGGCAACACAUUCUUUUCAGUUUUGUUUAUGGAGUUUCCUUUACAAAUGGAUCUCCUGAAAUUUAUAAAAGUAUAAGUAAAACAAGCUUAUCAGUGAUAAUCUUGGUGCUUUGAUGUAACCUAAGGUGGGACUUAGGUGAAACAGCAGAAUAA